This is a messenger RNA of Condylostylus longicornis, 2243 nucleotides long. Its product is annotated as metallophosphoesterase 1 homolog. The record is from RefSeq and is a predicted model, not a curated record. Gene Ontology annotation, cellular component: endoplasmic reticulum. Gene Ontology annotation, biological process: GPI anchor biosynthetic process. The coding region runs from base 599 to 1666 and encodes 355 amino acids. Gene Ontology annotation, molecular function: hydrolase activity. NCBI's taxonomy places the organism in Eukaryota, Metazoa, Arthropoda, Insecta, Diptera, Dolichopodidae. The transcript has 8 exons.
UCGUGCGGUUUAAUAAUUUUUUGUCAAAUAAAUGAAAAUUUUUCAAAAGUGUAUACUAGACAAUGAAUAUUUAGAAAAAUUAAUAAUACUUAUUUUUGAAUUAAUUUAAAAUAAAGAAAAACUAGUUUAUAAUUAUUAAAAAAAAAAAAACAAAAGCUUAAAAAAUUAAAAAAAAAAAAUUACAUUCCUUCGAGCCGGAUUUGAACCAGCGACCUAUGGAUUUCUGCCCACUUUACUGAACAUAUUUUGAAUUUGUUCAAUUAUUAUUCACCUACAGUCCACCGCUCUACCAACUGAGCUAUCGAAGGUUCAUGUGAUUAUAAUAAUAAAAUUAAGUUUUUUUUUUCGAGAUUACAAAAACUUAAAAGCUUUUAUUUAAUUAUAGAAACAUAUACACUCUUACAUUUAUAUAACAGGUUUUGCAAAUCAAAUGUUUCAUAUACUCAUUAAAGAAAUAUUUCAAAGUGUUUUUGUAUGCAACAACUGUGGUGAAAAUGACCAAGGUGAAAAUUUAAGUUAAAGUAAUUUUGACAAUAAUUACUAUUUAGACUAGAUGACAAAUUGUUGUCAGACUUGUCAUACCUAACUAAAAACAAAAAUGAGAAUAUGGUGUAAUUUAGGUAGAUGGUCAAUUAAAAGAUCUUUAAAACUUGGAGCUUUUUUGACAACAUUAUCAAUAAUCUUUAUUAAUGAAUGUCUUAUAUAUUUUAUUAUGCCAAUAUGGUGGAAUUCACUUCAAUGCCAAUCAGGAGACUGUACUCGAAUUUUUUUUGUCGCUGAUCCACAAUUAUUAGGAUUCGAAAAUGAGAAUAAACUUUAUGGUUAUUGGAGCCGGCAAGAUUCAGAUAGGCAUUUAAAAGCAACAUUUCAAAGAGCUUUGCAAUUUACUAGCCCAGAUGUUAUAAUAUUUUUAGGUGAUUUAUUAGAUGAGGGUAGUAUAGCAUCACCUGAACAUUUUCAAAUUUAUUUAGAUCGUUUUAAAAAUAUUUUUAAUACAAAAAUGAAUAUAAAUCGUAUAUAUAUACCUGGUGAUAAUGAUAUUGGUGGUGAAAAUGGUGAAAUUAUAUCAGAUAUGAAUUUAAAACGUUUUUAUAAUGAAUUUAUGUUAAAUAAUUCAUUUGAUAUUAAUAAUAAUAAAAUAAGAUUUUUUCAUAUAAAUCGAAUGUUAUUAAAUUAUACAAAUCCAGAUCCAAUAAAUAACAAAAAUCGUUUAAGAAUUGCUAUAUCACAUAUGUCAAUAUUAAAAUCAUAUUCACAAUUAAGAGAUGAUAUUUUAAAUUUUAUAAAUCCACAUGUAAUAUUUUCGGCACAUUGGCAUAAAUCAUGUUAUUUUUUUUAUCCACCAUUAAAAGUUGAAGAUUUUAUUAAAAAUGAAAUACUUAAUUAUGAUUUAAUUAAAUUAAAAAAUGAUAAUGAAAGAUAUUUAGAAAUUAUGAUACCAACAGCAUCAUAUAGAAUGGGAGAAUAUCGUAUUGGUUAUGGAUAUGCGAUUUUAGAUAACAACACUCUACAUUAUACUGUUCUAUGGAGUUUAAGUCGAUUUUAUUCUUUAUUCGUUUAUUUAGCAUGGAUUUCUUUAAUGUUAGCAUUAAGUGUUAUGUUAGUAAUUGUUAAAACAACAAAAAUUAUAAAAUUUAAAAAAGAUGCAAACUUUAAUUAUCAAUAAUAUUUUCAAUUUUUGUUUUCUUAUUUUGCAAAAUUCUCGAAUUUAUUAAUAUUUACUUAUUUUUUAAUUGAAUGUUGGUUAAUACUUAAAAAAGUAACAUUAGUAAUUAAGUAAUAUUAUAGUAUUUAAGUAAUUAGACCGAUAAUAAUGCAGUUAAACCUUACAUAACAAAACAACCAAAAAGACUUAAACAAGAAUUUAUUUACAAACAUAAAAAAAAAUUAAAUAAUAAAUAUUUUAUUAUCAAAGUUAUAUUUUAAUUAUUAAUAUAGAAAUAGAUAAUUUCAAUUGUAAAUUUAAUUAUAUAUUUUAAUACACAUUUUUUUCUCAGUAUAAACCAAUAUCAGCACAGAUUUUAAAGUUACAUCGAACGAAAUCGAUUAAAAACACAAUAUUGACAUGGAAACUCUAUUCGAGGUAACUCUGAAAAGUCUGUGCAAAUAUUACAGGUGCACAGGGAGAAAAAAAAAGAAGUUAACACAAUAAAUUGUUGCAUUUUUAUAUUGUAUAAGAGUUGGGAGUUAUUGUUAUAUUUUUAUUUAUUAUUAUAAUAGGAAAGAAAUAAAUAUUUUAAAAU